UUUUUGUGAUCUCCAAUGGUGCAUUAGGUGUCAGAACGAACGAGUGCUCAGAAUUUCAACACACUGGCACUUCAAAAAUUUCCGUCCCGCUCAAUCUGGCUCUCCAGUGUCAAACUGUUUCUUAUGCCUAGCGACACCAGAUUCAACAUGAAGAACAUGCCACAUAUAUGCACUAUAGAAAAAGCUAGUUCCGGAAGUGCUCUACCUACUCUAUCUGAAGAUGCAUCUUUAUGGCAGAAGACAUGCAGAAACCUCAGAAAGCACAUGCUUGUAUCAGAUAGAGAUCCGAGAAUAAUAGAAUACUUUCGAACGACUACAGGUCUAUUGAAUGAGAAACGUAGACAAGUUGAUUCGAAAAAUCAUUACAUGAUACAUCCAUUCAGUGAUUUCAAUUAUGUCCAUGAAGCCAUAAUGACCAUAGUAUUUCUGUUCUGCUUCAUACAAUUCCCGUUCAGUUUUGCAUUCUGGAGGACUGACAUUUUAAAGAUCAACUCCAAAAAUAUUUCAUUAUCAAUCGCAAAUAUAAUCUGUAUAGGAGAUAUUAUACUCAGAUUUUUUACUGGAUACGUGGAAGAAAAGAUUAAAGUAGUUGUUCUUGAUCAGAAGAAAGUUGCGAGUAACUAUAUUUUCGGACCCUACUUCUUUUGUGACGUUAUCAGCUGUCUACCCACUGACAUAUAUGGGUAUAUAAGACCUGAAUCGAAAAUAGCGUACUCAAUGCACUAUCUGAGGCUUUUCAAGCUUGCCCGAUUCAAAACUUGUCUGAAAUGUUUCGAUAGAACAGCACUUUUCAUACGAUGGAACAAAGUUGUCCUGGUUGCCGUCAGAGACUGCGUGAUUGUUGGUCUCAUAUUACACUGGUCUACUUGCUUGAACUAUUUCAUCCCACGUUUUCGACUGCUACUUCAGGAAGAUCGUCAUCAUCAGUAUAGUUGGAUUGGUGUUAUUAGGUAUAAGCCUCCCAUGGUUAAAUAUGUAAUAUGUUUAUUCAGAACAGGAGGUCUUCUUCUGGGUGCCCUUAGUAGCCAACCAGACAAUUUUCCUCUGCUUGCUGAGAGAGUUCGUUCCAAAUCUAGGACAGCUGGUUUACCUCAAGAAAUCGCACCUUUCGUUCAAACAGCAGAAGAAAUCGAGCAUGUAAUAUUCGAUGGGCCUAUGGAAGAAUUGCUGAUGGACUGCAUCAAUAUUAUAUUAGGCAAGAUAGUGACUUCUAUGUUUGCAGUUAUAAUAAUAUGUCGCAUAGCUGAGAGAUACACCUUGGAGACGAAGUACCAGGCUAGAAUGAACCAGUUGAAUGAAUUCAUGAAAAACAAGAAACUUCCUCUAGCAAUGAGGGAUAGACUUGUUCAAUAUUACGAACAUCGAUAUCAGAAGAAAUAUUUCAAGGAAGAAGUUAUAACUGGAAUUUUAUCAGAGAAUCUGAGAAAAGAAGUGAACAUCAACGUUUGCAGACAGUUGGUGAAUAUAGUGAAUAUAUUUUCCGACCUACCACCGAAUAUUCUAUCUGAUGUUCUUGGACAUUUGAAGCCAGAAGUGUAUCUUCCAAAUGAUAUUAUUAUCAAAGCUGGAACCGUUGGUGAUUGCAUGUACUUUCUUUCUAGUGGAACUGUUUCUGUCCAUACACCGUCGGGGAGAGAGGUUUGUCAUUUACAAGAUGGCGCAUAUUUCGGAGAGAUAGCGAUCAUUUUGAAGAACACCAAGAGAACGACAGAUAUUAUUGCCAUUGAAGUGUGCGAGGUUUAUAGGUUGGAUAAGAAAGCAUUCAGAUCAUGUUUCAAGAGCGACAGAUAUGGUGUAUACGAAAAAAUGCAAAUGGUUGCUGAACAGAGACUGCAGAAGACCACAUUAUUAGAGGAAUCUUACAAACUCGAAUUAUUUCAGAAAGCUUAUACUGAGAAACUCUAGGUCCCGUGUUAACUUCGAGAUUAUUGUCAUCUGUUGGUAAUAAUUAUUUCAAUAUAUUUAACCUAGAACUUGAAUUGUUAGGAAAGU
This is a messenger RNA of Harmonia axyridis, 1992 nucleotides long. RefSeq names its product potassium/sodium hyperpolarization-activated cyclic nucleotide-gated channel 1-like. The record is from RefSeq and is a predicted model, not a curated record. The coding region runs from base 124 to 1905 and encodes 593 amino acids. The transcript has 9 exons. Lineage: Eukaryota; Metazoa; Arthropoda; Insecta; Coleoptera; Coccinellidae.